Fonsecaea multimorphosa CBS 102226 is the source of this 747-nucleotide messenger RNA. RefSeq lists its product as uncharacterized. Gene Ontology annotation, biological process: protein depalmitoylation. The coding region runs from base 1 to 747 and encodes 248 amino acids. Gene Ontology annotation, molecular function: palmitoyl-(protein) hydrolase activity; carboxylic ester hydrolase activity. The record is from RefSeq and is a predicted model, not a curated record. Gene Ontology annotation, cellular component: cytoplasm. Lineage: Eukaryota; Fungi; Ascomycota; Eurotiomycetes; Chaetothyriales; Herpotrichiellaceae. The transcript has a single exon.
AUGUCCGAGAAGCCACCGUACGUCGUCCCGCCCACAGCCGACUCAUCUUCUACCGCCCGUCCUGCCACGUUCAUCUUCCUUCAUGGCUAUGGAGACGACGCCGAAGGCCUCCCGCUGGGGCUGGCACAACAAUUCCAGUUCUACAACAAGAUGCAAUAUCUGAAAUGGGUCCUUCCGAAUGCACCACACAAUCACGAGGCCAUGACCCGGGCAUGGUAUGUUCCCAAGGCCUUGCCCAAUGCCAUGAAGCCCCGAGUGCCUGGCCACGAAGACGAGGAGGAUGCCCCGGAUGACGAGGCUGGGAUUAUGCAGAGCGUGGAUGUGGUGGACCGGCUUGUCGAGCAGGAGAUCAAAAACGGGACACCUCCAGAAAGGAUUGUCGUUGGCGGAUUCAGUCAAGGUUGUGCAGUGAGCUUGGUUUGGGGUCUGACAGGGAGACUCAGAAACAAAGUCGCGGGAAUGCUCUGUUUGUCCGGGUACCUGCCUCUGCGGGAUCGGAUAGCGGAACUGAGAAAUGAGAGGGGAACCCAGGACGACGACAAGGACUCGAAAAAAUGGUUCUACGUUCAUGGCACAAUGGACAUGCUGGUCCCCACAAAGUUCUUCGUGCAAGGCAAGGAAGAACUGGCAAAAUGGGUGGACAAGGAGAAUAUCGAAGAGCAUCUGUACCAGGGCAUGGGCCAUUCUACGAAUUCAGCCGAGUUGAGAGAUAUGCUGGCAUUCUUUGAAAAGGUCAUCCCUGAAUGA